AUGACAUGGAAGAAGGAUUGUUAUCUUCUACCUGGCACAAUCAGAGAUGCAGUUGAAUCACAAUCACAUUCAAGAUUCAACAUUGACAACAUCGAUCGUUUGUUACUCGUUCAUCCAUUCAAUGGCGUGCUUGAUACACCAGGGUCACUUCCAGACUCGAUCACUCAACUGUCAAUCUCAUCAAGCAGAGACAUCAGCAUUGCGCCGGGCGUACUACCCGAAUCCCUCCUCACACUAGAACUUGGACAGUUCAAACGUGACCUCCUACCUGGUAUACUUCCCAACUCGCUUACCAACUUGAACUCACCCAAGUUCAACCAGCCAUUCAUUGCUGGUGCUCUCCCUGCCUCACUGCGUUCACUUAGACUAGACACGUUCGAUCAUCCCAUACCCAUUGGUGUGCUACCCGAUUCGCUCAUAGAUUUGCAUCUCUCAGUAUUCGAUCAUAUACUGGAACCCUCUUCGCUCCCCGCAUCACUCAGAAGUUUGACACUGGGUCUAUUCAACAAGGAGUUACUGCCAGGUGUCCUACCAACCACGCUCGCUCACCUUUCGUUGGGCUUCAACUUCAAUCAAUGUAUUGUCGCAGGAUCUCUGCCAGACUCUUUGACCUCUCUUCAUUUUGGAAAUGACUUCAAUCGACCAUUCUACCCUGGUGUGCUGCCUGAAUCAAUCACGUAUCUCUCAUUCGGGAGUGCCUUCUGCCAGCCUCUACUAGAGGGCGUGCUUCCUUCCUCCCUCACCCGACUGAUCUGCCAAGGCAGGCCUGACCCAGGUCAUCCAUGGACACUGCCCAACUCACUCAAGAACUUGGAAACAAACUACUUCAUCCCCUGCUCACUACACCCUUCAUUGGACAACUUGACAGUUGGGCUUGACUUGGACGAUCCCCUCACACCAGGAUCACUACCCCAGUCUCUCGCAUUCUUCUCAUUGGUCAGCUAUAGCCAUACUCUGGCAUGUGAUGUGCUGCCCAACUCACUGAUAGAGCUAUCCCUUAACAACUAUGAUCAUCCACUGUUGCCUGGAGUGCUGCCUUCAGUCUUCCUCACAAUACUCACACUCGAGGUCUUCAAUCAACCACUUACGCCAGGGUGCCUUCCAGAGUCACUGCUCGAGCUGACACUGGGCCAUGAGUUCAACCAAGAACUACUGCCAGGAUGUCUACCAUCAUGUCUCGAGAAACUGAGGAUUGGCACAUCAUUCAAGAAGGAACUGGUGCCGGGCAGUCUCCCAGCUUCUUUGAGGACUCUAAGUCUCAGCCAAUCCUACAAUCAACCUCUCGCCUCUGGUGUCUUGCCACCAUUGCUUACAGAACUUAUACUGCCUGGCUCAAACAAUCAAGUUGAGGCCAAUGCAUUACCAAUGGGCCUUGUAAUACUGCGAACAAAUCUACGUUCACUUGUCGACUGUAUGCCCGAGUCUGCCAUGGAAUUGUCUCUAUUGACCCAAUUCAAUAGUCAAUCAAAGUUCAAGCCACCAAAGAAUGUUAGACUGGACACCCUAUCCACAAUGAUAAGGAGCAGGUCUGAUGUGAGCAAACUAUUGUCCACAUUCCCCAACGUCAACACCUACAAAUUACAUGGACAUGGUCGCGGAUGGACCAUCCGCUCACUCAGUCCAAGACUUUUGUUGGCGAUUGUAAACCAUGAGAGCUACUCAUCCCCAGACUGCUCGAUGACAUACAGCAUUGGAGCGAAUGAUGGACCCAAGCUUGCGCAUACCGCCAAGGUGUCGUGGUCAUUGAUCAAGAUCAAAUAA
Molecule: messenger RNA, 1761 nt
Organism: Acytostelium subglobosum LB1
Lineage: Eukaryota; Evosea; Eumycetozoa; Acytosteliales; Acytosteliaceae
Exons: 2
Coding region: 1-1761 (586 amino acids)
Source: RefSeq, a predicted model, not a curated record